This is a messenger RNA of Kickxella alabastrina, 1823 nucleotides long. RefSeq names its product glycoside hydrolase. The transcript has a single exon. Lineage: Eukaryota; Fungi; Kickxellomycota; Kickxellomycetes; Kickxellales; Kickxellaceae. The record is from RefSeq and is a predicted model, not a curated record. Gene Ontology annotation, cellular component: endoplasmic reticulum; Golgi membrane. The coding region runs from base 80 to 1750 and encodes 556 amino acids. Gene Ontology annotation, molecular function: mannosyl-oligosaccharide 1,2-alpha-mannosidase activity; calcium ion binding. Gene Ontology annotation, biological process: carbohydrate metabolic process; N-glycan processing.
UUUUCACAUUUAAUUUUGUUAUUCCUUGCAGGCGCAUAUUUCUUUUAGCACCAACGCUCUAAUAACAGCACCCCAAGCAAUGAGGAUACUGCUACUGUCUAUGUACACUCUGGGCAUGGCCCUGGUGAGUGCGCAGUUUGACUCUACGCCAUUUAUUCCCAAAGUAAAUCAACAGCCAGUUUCCGCCUUUGGAGGAAUGCGCAGUCGCAAUGGCCAGGCUGCAAAUCCCGCCAGAGUAAGUAGUCUGCGCCGGCGCACGGUUCAGCACGACUUUUCAGAUGAGACUCCAGAAGAGCGCCACACUCGCCUCCAGCGCGCCGAUGCAGUCAAGAAGGGCUUUCUUUACGCCUGGAAUGGGUAUAAGAAGUACGCGUAUGGCGCUGACGAAAUCAGCGUGCUCAGGAAAAGACCCAAGACCACCCGCAACGGUUGGGGCGCCACUCUCGUCGACGCGCUGGACACGCUGUGGAUUAUGGAUCUGAAAGACGAGUUCUGGGAGGCCCGUGAUUUUGUGGCCAAGCUUGAUUUCCGCAACGACGGCGGCCAGCUGACAAAAGUUUUCGAGACCAACAUCCGCUACGUGGGCGGCCUGCUCUCAGCGUAUGAGCUGUCUGAGGACAAGUUAUUCUUGCAAAAGGCCGUCGAGCUCACGGACAUACUGAUGCCGGCCUUCAAUACGCCCCUGGGCUUGCCGUGGCAGAUGCUCAACGUGACCACAGGCGAGGGGUCCAGCGAGAAACUGGGAACUGCUUCAACCAACCUUGCCGAGAUCGGGUCGUUCCAGAUGGAGUUCUACAGACUGUCGCAGCACACAAAAAACGCCACUUAUCACGAGGCAGCGCAGAAGGUCCUGACCGUCAUGUUAGAGAACAACAAUCCCAGUGACAAAAACUCCAAGUACGUUAUUCCUGGUCUCUACCCGAUCGACUUUGAUAUGAUCUCCGGCAAAUUCACUGGCAGCGCUGCAUACUGGGGUGGAGGCGGCGACUCCUUCUACGAGUACCUCGCCAAAACUUGGAUCCUGUCUGACUUUAUGCUCGAGCGCAACAUUGACAUGUGGAGUGAGAGUAUUCAGUCGUUUAAGCGGUUUUCUGUUGCCCAGAGCUCUACUGGAGAGCUCUUCCCGGGAUUCGUCGAUGGCCUAAAGUUUUACCCCUACGCUGACACAUUCACAAACUUUAUACCAGGAACCCUGGGCCUUAUUAGCAAACUUGUUGGCUCCGACUCGUACUUCAAGCUGGCUGAGGACCUCCUUGAGGGUGGAUACAGCGUUUUCGACAGUAUGCCCAGCGCGCUCGGUGCUGAGGCUAUCAGGUAUGUGCGCAAAAACGUGCCCACAGAUUACUUCUUGUUAAAGAACUCUUCGCGGAUCGAGGUCGACAAGUACGGGUUCUCGCUCGAACGGCCGUACUACCUCCUGCGGCCAGAGCUUAUUGAGUCGCUGUUCUACAUGUACCGUUUGACAGGAAAGUCAAUGUAUGCCGACCGCGUGUGGAGCAUCUGGCAGGGCAUGCAGCGCAACUGCCGCGUUGCGGAUGGCUACGUGGGUACUGUUGACGUUUCCGUUGAUGCCGCAGUCAGCGGAAUUGUGAACAGCAUCGAUUCGACCGAAUCUUUCUUCUACGCCGAGACAUUCCUGUACUUGUACCUGACAUUUACCAACCAGGACGUCAUUAGUCUCGAUCAGUGGGUAUUUACCACCGAGGCGCACCCGUUGUCCAGAAAGUAUGUCUUUGAUGGCACAUUCUAGACAAACCACGACAAAAUUACAUUCAUAUUGUUCGUUUGUUUACUUUUUAUUAUUGUUAUAUUUUGUUUUUAUU